CGCAGUGAAUAUUCAAAGACCACGUGCGCUUUGAGGUAUUAUCUUAUCACAAAAAGUUCACAUUACCUGCUGCAAGUACAAUAAUUUAAGUAAAUUUCCCGGUUAAAUUAAUGUAUUUUCAUUAAUUAAAUAGUGAAUAAUUCAAUAGUUAGAUCAAAAGAACUGAACAGCAAUAAUAAAAAUUAUUACACAUUAGAUAAAGCACAAUUUAUAAUAAAAAAUUUUUAAAGUUCUAAUAGACUGCGUCACAUAAAUGGUUGAUUAUUUUUAUUUUUCAAGUCAGGCCAUUUGAAUAGUAAUUAAAAAAAUAAAAACUAGAAAUUUAAUUUCACUAUCUUAAAAAAACCGCCUUCAACGGGUUAAAAUCCCUAUUCCCCCUCCGAAAAGUUCAAUAAUACCGCUUUCUUAUGAGAUAGCAGCUCAAUGGUGGUGCAGAAUAUUAUUGACUGACAAGCGUUCUGUUAAAAUGUCUCUAAGUACCUUGAUUUAUCGUGUCAACAGUGCUCUUCGGGGCCUAGAGAGAGCAUUAUUUGGAGCCCUAACUGGUCAAUUCCCUUCAGGCGAUUUGGGGUUAUGUUAUGAUUAUGUGCCCCAAAAGAAUGAAAUCCAACAAUCAACGGCUCAGAAGAGCAUCUUGGAAGAAAUUCUUGGUGAUGGAUUUUUAUUUGCUGUGCCCAAACACAGGCGAAGUAUAGAAAAACGUCUCAAACGGAAGUUUGGCGAUUCUGAACAUCAUCUGAAAAUAUUGAUUCCCAGGAAGAAUCUUAGAACUUGCAAUGUUUGCGGCGACGACUACGAAGUUGGAGUUUUAUGCCCUACGUGUUACAAGACAGUUAUAGAAGAGACCAAACAGAUGCAAGAUGCCAUUCAGCAGGAAUUGAAAUUGGAACCCGUCGAACAAGAGGUGGUAGUUAUGUAUGAUGGCGAAAAGGAGAGUAAACCUGAGGAAUUCUGGCAAGGAAAACGGAUUGUGGAAAUGCAGAAACCAAGACCACAGUGGUUUACAGAUAAUCUGCUUCAGAAAACUACUCAGAAAGGUGCAGACACAAGCGAUGUGAAACCUUCAGAACUAGCUUAGGCUAGUGUAGUAUUGCAGUGUAGUUAGUUUUUUCAAUAAUUAAAUAAUUAACAUUUU
Messenger RNA from Dendroctonus ponderosae (mountain pine beetle), 1135 nucleotides. RefSeq names its product 39S ribosomal protein L32, mitochondrial (gene mRpL32). The record is from RefSeq and is a predicted model, not a curated record. Gene Ontology annotation, cellular component: mitochondrial large ribosomal subunit. Bases 467 to 1078 code for a protein of 203 amino acids. Gene Ontology annotation, molecular function: structural constituent of ribosome. The transcript has 3 exons. Lineage: Eukaryota; Metazoa; Arthropoda; Insecta; Coleoptera; Curculionidae. Gene Ontology annotation, biological process: translation.